CAAACAAAUUUCAAAUAUUCAUCAGUCUUCUUUUCAUUACGUAUGAAAACACUUAUUUCAUAGUAUAAUACAUUGAGAUCUGUAUUCACCAAAACUUUGGAAAUGGCUGUUAAGUUGAUCGUGUUCGCCGCCCUGUUCGGGCACCUGGCACUAGCCUACCCACCUACCAUCUCCGAGCACAGCAGUUAUGAGACACACUACGACGACCACUACGCCCACGCACCCACACCGUACCACUUCGAGUACGCCGUGAACGACCCGCACACCCACGACAUCAAGAGCCAUCACGAGUUGAACGACGGACACGGAAACGUCAAAGGCUCGUACAGCCUUCUGGAAGCCGACGGUUCAACCAGGGUGGUCACUUACACCGCUGACCACGAACACGGUUUCAAAGCCGAGGUGAAGAAAAUCGAAGCUCCCGCUCACCAUCACUUCGACGCCACCAGUUACCACGAGCCAAUCUAUAGCUCGUACAAACCGUCUUCAAACUUUCACUCAUACUGAUGCGACGGUCGAUUGUAAAUUCCAUCAAAGGCGCCUUUUGGUUUUUUAUUGUGUAGGCAUAUACAUUCCCCAGGUAGGUUUACAGUAGGUUCGAAAAAUGUCGUAUUGUAACUAUUCAAGUCACCGAUGUGAUACACUUUCAAAUCGUACGUUGAAAAUAUAUUCUAGUAAAAUAAAACACAAUAUUUUCUUCACACUUAAAAAUUGAUUAUUAUUGGUGUUUUUCUUCAAUUGUUGUUCACCUCCAAUUCUGUGUAAUAUAAAACUAGCAAUCCAUUUUUGUCCUAGGAUUUUGGUAAAUUAAAUCACAAACGUUGUGUACAUUUUACACGCUCGCCCAAUACGCUUCUAUCGUAAUAAAAAUAUAAGCCGUGAGCGUAUAUGUCUUGUCCAAACACUGUUAUUUUCCGAUUGUUAACAUUUUGUUUUUUUUACAUAACUACCUUUUCCUUCAAUAUGAACUUCUAUUGUAUAAUUUUGUAUAGAAAUUUAGUUUGUACUUAUUGUUUUCCAGCCUAAUUAUUGAUAAAUUGCUUUUACGAAUAACAUUUCAUGAAUUUCACACUGUAAGUUAUUGUUACUCACCUAUGUAUGAUAUUUUAUUGAAAUGUAUUUUAAUAUUAUAGAAAAAUGUAUAAUUUUGUUUUUAUAUAUCUUUUAAGAAUGAUUUCCUACUGUCAAAAAUAACUGUCUACUAUUAACAAUAAUUAUUGUGAACCACGUAAAUACUGUUGAUGCGUUUA
This is a messenger RNA of Myzus persicae (green peach aphid), 1250 nucleotides long. RefSeq names its product cuticle protein 19-like. Bases 103 to 507 code for a protein of 134 amino acids. The record is from RefSeq and is a predicted model, not a curated record. The transcript is spliced from 2 exons. Gene Ontology annotation, cellular component: extracellular matrix. NCBI's taxonomy places the organism in Eukaryota, Metazoa, Arthropoda, Insecta, Hemiptera, Aphididae.